AUGAAGGCCGUCAAUAACGGCGUUGCUCAGCUCAAUAACGGCGUUGCUCAGCUCAAUAACGGCGUUGCUCAGCUCAAUGACGGCGUUGUUCAGCUCAAUGACGGCGUUGCUCAGCUCAAUGACGGCGUUGCUCAGCUCAAUGACGGCGUUGCUCAGCUCAAUGACGGCGUUGACGGCGUUGCUCAGCUCAAUGACGGCGUUGCUCAGCUCAAUGACGGCGUUGCUCAGCUCAAUGACGGCGUUGCUCAGCUCAAUGACGGCGUUGCUCAGCUCAAUGACGGCGUUGCUCAGCUCAAUGACGGCGUUGCUCAGCUCAAUAACGGCGUUGCUCAGCUCAAUGACGGCGUUGCUCAGCUCAAUGACGGCGUUGCUCAGCUCAAUGACGGCGUUGACGGCGUUGCUCAGCUCAAUGACGGCGUUGCUCAGCUCAAUGACGGCGUUGCUCAGCUCAAUGACGGCGUUGCUCAGCUCAAUAACGGCGUUGCUCAGCUCAAUGACGGCGUUGCUCAGCUCAAUGACGGCGUUGCUCAGCUCAAUAACGGCGUUGCUCAGCUCAAUGACGGCGUUGCUCAGCUCAAUGACGGCGUUGCUCAGCUCAAUGACGGCCUCAAUGACGGCGUUGCUCAGCUCAAUGACGGCGUUGCUCAGCUCAAUGACGGCGUUGCUCAGCUCAAUAACGGCGUUGCUCAGCUCAAUGACGGCGUUGCUCAGCUCAAUGACGGCGUUGCUCAGCUCAAUAACGGCGUUGCUCAGCUCAAUAACGGCGUUGCUCAGCUCAAUAACGGCGUUGCUCAGCUCAAUGACGGCGUUGCUCAGCUCAAUGACGGCGUUGCUCAGCUCAAUCACGGCGUUGCUCAGCUCAAUGACGGCGUUGCUCAGCUCAAUAACGGCGUUGCUCAGCUCAAUGACGGCGUUGCUCAGCUCAAUAACGGCGUUGCUCAGCUCAAUAACGGCGUUGCUCAGCUCAAUGACGGCGUUGCUCAGCUCAAUGACGGCGUUGCUCAGCUCAAUAACGGCGUUGCUCAGCUCAAUGACGGCGUUGCUCAGCUCAAUGACGGCGUUGCUCAGCUCAAUGACGGCGUUGCUCAGCUCAAUGACGGCGUUGCUCAGCUCAAUAACGGCGUUGCUCAGCUCAAUGACGGCGUUGCUCAGCUCAAUAACGGCGUUGCUCAGCUCAAUGACGGCGUUGCUCAGCUCAAUAACGGCGUUGCUCAGCUCAAUAACGGCGUUGCUCAGCUCAAUGACGGCGUUGCUCAGCUCAAUGACGGCGUUGCUCAGCUCAAUAACGGCGUUGCUCAGCUCAAUAACGGCGUUGCUCAGCUCAAUGACGGCGUUGCUCAGCUCAAUGACGGCGUUGCUCAGCUCAAUGACGGCGUUGCUCAGCUCAAUAACGGCGUUGCUCAGCUCAAUGACGGCGUUGCUCAGCUCAAUAACGGCGUUGCUCAGCUCAAUGACGGCGUUGCUCAGCUCAAUAACGGCGUUGCUCAGCUCAAUGACGGCGUUGCUCAGCUCAAUGACGGCGUUGCUCAGCUCAAUGACGGCGUUGCUCAGCUCAAUGACGGCGUUGCUCAGCUCAAUAACGGCGUUGCUCAGCUCAAUGACGGCGUUGCUCAGCUCAAUAACGGCGUUGCUCAGCUCAAUGACGGCGUUGCUCAGCUCAAUAACGGCGUUGCUCAGCUCAAUAACGGCGUUGCUCAGCUCAAUGACGGCGUUGCUCAGCUCAAUGACGGCGUUGCUCAGCUCAAUAACGGCGUUGCUCAGCUCAAUGACGGCGUUGCUCAGCUCAAUGACGGCGUUGCUCAGCUCAAUGACGGCGUUGCUCAGCUCAAUGACGGCGUUGCUCAGCUCAAUAACGGCGUUGCUCAGCUCAAUGACGGCGUUGCUCAGCUCAAUAACGGCGUUGCUCAGCUCAAUGACGGCGUUGCUCAGCUCAAUAACGGCAUUGCUCAGCUCAAUAACGGCGUUGCUCAGCUCAAUGACGGCGUUGCUCAGCUCAAUGACGGCGUUGCUCAGCUCAAUAACGGCGUUGCUCAGCUCAAUAACGGCGUUGCUCAGCUCAAUAACGGCGUUGCUCAGCUCAAUGACGGCGUUGCUCAGCUCAAUGACGGCGUUGCUCAGCUCAAUAACGGCGUUGCUCAGCUCAAUAACGGCGUUGCUCAGCUCAAUGACGGCGUUGCUCAGCUCAAUGACGGCGUUGCUCAGCUCAAUAACGGCGUUGCUCAGCUCAAUAACGGCGUUGCUCAGCUCAAUGACGGCGUUGCUCAGCUCAAUAACGGCGUUGCUCAGCUCAAUGACGGCGUUGCUCAGCUCAAUAACGGCGUUGCUCAGCUCAAUGACGGCGUUGCUCAGCUCAAUCCGUAG
Condylostylus longicornis is the source of this 2361-nucleotide messenger RNA. RefSeq lists its product as uncharacterized. Bases 1 to 2361 code for a protein of 786 amino acids. The record is from RefSeq and is a predicted model, not a curated record. The transcript has 2 exons. Lineage: Eukaryota; Metazoa; Arthropoda; Insecta; Diptera; Dolichopodidae.